Molecule: messenger RNA, 651 nt
Organism: Neoarthrinium moseri
Lineage: Eukaryota; Fungi; Ascomycota; Sordariomycetes; Amphisphaeriales; Apiosporaceae
Exons: 1
Coding region: 1-651 (216 amino acids)
Biological process (GO): transmembrane transport
Molecular function (GO): transmembrane transporter activity
Source: RefSeq, a predicted model, not a curated record
AUGUUAUCUCUUGGCUUACUGGGGUUCAUAUCUGCUCUUGAUGUCACCAUCACACCCCCCGCUCUACCAACGAUCGUACAAGACAUCGGAGGAUCGACACUGUAUAUCUGGAUUGCUAAUGUGUUUGUUCUUGCUUCCUCUGCCGUGCAACCACUUUUCGGGCAAUUUGCCAACAUUUUCGGUCGUCGCUAUCCGCUGGCAUUUGCGAUUGCCUUGUUCAUUGUCGGCAGUGGUCUAGCUGGAGCCGCUCACUUGCCAGUUCUACUCUUGGUUGGCCGCCGUGUGCAAGGCGUUGGCGCCGGUGGGACAUAUGUGCUGAUCGACAUUGUUUGUUGUGAUCUGGUGCCCUUACGCGAUCGCGGAAAGUACUUAGCUAUCGUCCAGGCCUGGGGAGGAGUCGCAGCUGCGCUAGGCCCUCUAAUCGGAGGUACCUUGGCCGAGCAAAACUGGUGUUGGAUAUUUUACAUCAAUAUUCCUAUUUCUGCUUUGCCGUUUAUAGCGGUGGUCGCCUUCAUGGACGUCGAAACCGGCCGCAACACUAUGAAGAUACGCGACCUGGAUUAUCUUGACAAUAUUAUCUUCAUUUCCAGUACCACAACGGUAUUGUUUGGGCUCAUCAUGGGCGGUAUCGAGUUUCCUUGGUCCUCUUGA